This is a messenger RNA of Chenopodium quinoa (quinoa), 2250 nucleotides long. RefSeq names its product F-box/kelch-repeat protein At1g67480-like. The transcript has 4 exons. The record is from RefSeq and is a predicted model, not a curated record. NCBI's taxonomy places the organism in Eukaryota, Viridiplantae, Streptophyta, Magnoliopsida, Caryophyllales, Amaranthaceae. Bases 861 to 1994 code for a protein of 377 amino acids. Gene Ontology annotation, molecular function: protein binding.
AUAAGUUCAAACAAAAUAAUGCAACCUUAUAUUUAUAGAUCGAAAGAUAUGCCCAAUCAUCAAUUCAUCUCAUCUCAGAAAAAAUAAAAAUAAAAUUGGAAAUCAUAAAUUCAUCAUCCUUCAUCUCUCCAACCCAAAACCAUGUUUUAUCUACUGUAAUAUGAGUCGAGAAUCUUACUCCAUAGUCCUUGUUAAUCCUGACGUGUCGGUCGACCAUGUCAAAAUUUUAUCCAUGUCUACCCCACGCUCCUUUAUCUAGUUUUUUUAUUUUCCUACAAAAAUUAAAAUAUUCUCCACUCCUAUUUUUGAGGCUCUAUAAAUUCACACUCCAAAUUUCUUCAUUACAUUCUCAUUUCCUCCAUAUUUCCUAUCCUCUACUCUUAAACAGCAUUUGCUGAAAUUAUUUAAAAAUUUCUCUCUUACCAUUGUUUCCAACUCCCUUUUUAUCAGUUGAUCUUCCCUCAUAAUGGAAGUCGCUGCAGGAUAAUUCUGGCUACGUUUUAUGGCAUUGACUGGUGAUUGGGCAAUGUGUGGAGGGAGAAACUACUCAUUGACAAUUGGAAGCACCUCUAAUCUCUACGGAACAGCAACAAAAGAUCUUAACAGUGAAGGUUUUGGCAUGGCCAAUGGGCUUGGUUGGACAAAGCAUAUACCGUCUUCUGUACAGAAACCCUUAUUGAUUUCUUCAUCUCCUUCUUUCAUUCAUUGGUCGCGUAAAAUUCCUAUAUGUGAUGGGUAUCAUGAGUUUCUCUAGCUGUUGUUGAUAAUUUUAGUUUAUAACUGGAACUUAGAUUUUGAGUGAUAACUGGUUACUUUGUAAAAAUCAGAUUUUGUUGUCAACAAGGUUAAAUAGCUGGAACAUGCCUGGUUUUAUUAGUGAAAAGAAAAGAUUGACAGAGUCAAACAUGUGCUUUGCAAAUCACUCAAAAGACGCUCGUGGGAUUAGGUCUCGAGUUGUGGAUGAUCGCUAUGUCCCCAUUUUGCCGGGGCUUCCUGAUGAUGUGGCGAAGUUAUGCCUUGCACUUGUCCCUCGAAAUUCCUUUCCCUCAAUGGGUGCUGUGUCUAACCAAUGGAGGUCAUAUAUUCGAAGUAAGGAGUUCAUUACCAUCCGAAAGCAAGUAGGAUUGCUGGAGGAGUGGCUCUAUUUGUUGACCAUCGAUGAAGAGGGAAAAGAGAGCCAGUGGGAGGUAUUGGAUAGUGUCGGUAACAAACACCGAGUUCUUCCACCCAUGCCUGGUGAAUUUAAGAUGGGAUUUGGUGUCGUGGUUCAUCAUGGGAAGCUGCUAGUAAUGGCUGGCUGUACAGUCUCUGAAGGGGUGGCAUCUCCCACUGCUGAAGUUUACCAAUAUGAUUCCAGUCUCAACAGCUGGAGCAAGCUGUCAAGUAUGAACGUUGCACGUUAUGAUUUUGCAUGUGCUGAAGUUAGUGGGAUGAUCUAUGCUGUGGGAGGCUAUGGCAUGGACGGUGAGUCUCUGUGCAGUGUUGAGGUAUACAAUCCUGAUACUGACGAGUGGACUCUGAUAGAGUCCCUUCGCCGCCCAAGGUGGGGCUGUUUUGCCUGUGGGUUUGAGGGCAAGCUGUAUGUUAUGGGCGGGAGGUCAAGUUUCACUAUCGGACACUCAAAGUUUGUUGAUGUGUAUGACCCAGAUAACCACACUUGGUGUGAGAUGAAGAAUGGUUGUGUUAUGGUUACUGCCCAUGCCGUGCUAGGUGAAAAGCUGUUUUGCAUGGAAUGGAAGAACCAAAGGAAAUUAACUAUAUUCAACCCUAGGGACAGUUCAUGGAAGAUGGUACCCGUGCCAGUAACUGGAAGCUUGAGUAUUGGGUUUCGGUUUGGUAUACUUGAUGGUAAGCUUUUGCUCUUCUCGCUUAAGGAUGAGCCUGGGUAUCGGACUCUGCUGUAUGAUCCCGAGGCAGCCCCAGGCUUGGAGUGGAUGACCACUGAUAUCAAACCCUCAGGUGCAUGCUUGUGUAGCGUGACUAUGAGGGCAUGAAUGUAGAUGGCAGUUUGUCAUUUGCUGCCUGACAUGUAUUUCCUUUUUCAUGUUGUACCUGUGUAAUUUGUCUCAUUGCACUUGUACAAUUGUUCUAGUUGCUUUCGAGUUUGUAUGUUCCUGAUGUUUGACGUAGUCUAUUAUGUAUAACUUAACCCUUUCGGUCUUUGCCAUGGAUGUUAGAUUUGGUGUGUUUUUGACUGUAAAAUAGGCACUCAUAUAAUUUAAUAGAAUAUGUUGCAAUUUCUAUCUCUUA